Messenger RNA from Solanum dulcamara, 1076 nucleotides. RefSeq lists its product as uncharacterized. Gene Ontology annotation, biological process: phospholipid transport. The transcript has 2 exons. The record is from RefSeq and is a predicted model, not a curated record. The coding region runs from base 271 to 828 and encodes 185 amino acids. Gene Ontology annotation, molecular function: phosphatidic acid transfer activity. NCBI's taxonomy places the organism in Eukaryota, Viridiplantae, Streptophyta, Magnoliopsida, Solanales, Solanaceae. Gene Ontology annotation, cellular component: mitochondrial intermembrane space.
AUAUCUGUAAUACCCAUUUUGAUUUAUCAUCAUUAGUGUUAUAAUGAAAUGUGAUUAUCAAAUGAAAUAAAACAACAAAAAAAGAUUGAUUGUGUUGAUCCCAAAUGAUUUAGGAUUUUGAGGUGUAGUUAGUUGGGGGGUUUUGAUUUAUUUUUUGUUGGUAUGACACUGAUAUUGAUUUGUUCGAACCAUGGAUUUGUUUAGAUCAAGAAGCUGCUUGAGCUGGUGUAUUUGAAAUUCUGUAGGUUUUAGAAAAUCAGAAGUAACGAGAUGGUCAGAGCGUAUUCACAAGAGCACACAUAUAAGCACCCAUGGGAAAGAGUAACUUCUGCAUCCUGGCGCAAGUUUGCUGAUCCUGAGAACAAACGCAUUCUAUCACAUAUCCUUGAAGUUGACACAUUGAACCACAAGCUUGAUUCCAGCUCAGGGAAGCUUUAUACGACUCGUGCCAUAACUAUCCAUGCACCAGGACCAUGGUUCCUCCGCAAAAUCAUUCGUCAAGACAUCUGCCACUGUGUAGAAUCAACAGUUGUUGAUGCUCAAUCUCGGUCCAUGCAGCUCUCCACUCGAAACAUUAGUCUGGAGAAGUACAUAGAAGUGGAGGAGAAAAUCAGAUAUGACCCUCAUCCAGAUAAUCCAAAGUUAUGGACCGUCUCCAAGCAGGAAACGAGUAUCAGGAUUAAGCCCUUAUCAGCUCUGGCAUCAAUGGCAGAGAAAAUAGAGCAGAAGUGUGUGGACAAGUUUCAGGCAAACAGUGCGAAGGGAAGAGAAGUAAUGGAACGGAUGUGCAAGUACCUUGAAGCUGAAUCCAGAGGCAUUUCAGCAUGAUUUAGCAAUCCAACUUUAUAUUAGGCUUCUUCAGCACUAGUAUCCGACCCCUCCUUUAAACGUAAGAGGCGAGUUUACGACAAACACUGGCUGGCAGAUCGAAUGUGUUGUAUGAAAAAGAGGACGCCAAUCAUGAAUCGUUCUUUCUGAACUUUUUGUAAGCUGUAGUAGAUGCAAUAACAACACAACUUCAUUUUAGUUGGUUGCAUGUAAUUCGAGUUUGCAGCUGAUUAUCUUUCAAAUUCCCA